Molecule: messenger RNA, 1808 nt
Organism: Colletotrichum phormii
Lineage: Eukaryota; Fungi; Ascomycota; Sordariomycetes; Glomerellales; Glomerellaceae
Exons: 4
Coding region: 76-1389 (437 amino acids)
Biological process (GO): chromatin remodeling; regulation of DNA-templated transcription
Cellular component (GO): nucleus; chromatin
Source: RefSeq, a predicted model, not a curated record
CCGCGGACGACGACAUCGUUGAAAAUCACUCUUCCUCUCAUUACCUGGUCGAUCCACAUCACCGUACAGGCCAGGAUGUCAACCGAUACGCCGGUCGCCGCCUCAAAUGGCAUCCCCGAAGUUGCCACCCCGGAGGCAAAGCAAGAGCCAACGGAGGAGCAGGAGAUGCCGUUUUCAUGGCUUCAGCCACACCCAAUCUUCGUCAUCGUCCUCGUCGGAGCCGAACAGAAGCCCUUUGGCCUCCAAAAGGACUUCUUGUGUGCCAAAUCAAAAUACUACCACGAGUACUUCAAAGGACAGAAGAAAUCCUCCGAUACCAUCGAGCAUCUGGUGAAGCUCCCCCAGUACACUCCCGAAGUCUUCGGCCUGGCUCAGCUCUUUCUCUUCACUGGAGAAGUCUCAGAGGAUGUCGAGACGUUUCCGUCGUAUGAGGCACUCAUUGGUGUGUGGAAGCUGGGUCACGAAUUGGGUAUAGAUGGUCUCUGUGAUACGAGUCUUGACGCAAUGAAAGAGUGCAGACGUCUCACUGAGAACAUCCCCGCCACUCCCCUUCUUGUCCGGGUUUGGAAAGACACCCCUGAGGGCUCAACCAUUCGGAAGCUCCUCCUCUCGUGGACGGCAGAGUAUAUGCGUUCAUCCGACAUGAGAGCCGACUUCGCCAAAUCUCUCCCUCAGGAGGUUCUGAGCGAGCUAGUUGUGACUAUGAGUUCACUCGAGAACCUGCCUACGCCGCCUGCAGCACCGGCCGACACUGCCUCCGCCGAGCCUACUCCUAGAAAGAUUGUGCACUAUCUGGAGGAGGACAGUGACGAAGAACAAGGACAUAUGUCCAAGAAGAACCGGCGGGCCUCUGCGCCGUUACCCGCUUCUCAAAACAGAGACAAGGCGUUUUCCCGCGCGCCACCUCCCCCGGUCCGCAAGGCCGCGGCUGUAGCGGCUGCAGCCGCGGCACCCCGUCAAAAGCCCGUUAUCCAGAAACGACGCAGCAUUGUUUCGGCACCAAGCGACGAGAUCACGACCGAGAAGAAGGUCGAGUUCUGUUCCGAUCUGCUUGACAGAAUGCUAUCAGGACCUGGCUUUUGGACGAGACUCGUUGGCCCAUUCAAGGAACCUGUCGAUCCUAAUGAGGAUGGCGUGCCCGAUUACCUUUUGAAGGUGAAGAAACCCAUGGACUUGAACACAGUCAAGUUCAAGAUGUCGCAACACCAGUACCAGACAGAGGAUGAGUUUGCCGCCGACGUGCGCCAAAUUUUCGAAAACUGCUACACGUACUGGAAAAAGGGCGAUCCCAUGUGGGUGGCGUGUGAGAAGUUCCAGCGCACAUUUGAGGACAAGUAUGCCCAAAUGCACAAGAACAUCUCCAAAAUGCUGCGCGAGCCCGUGGACUAGACUGCCGCCCCGCGACAUGAUUCUCCGGCUGAUGGUGCGAAUCAUGCAUGAUGUGGAUUGGGGCUUCACGUGUAUGAUAUUUCGUGAGAGGGCGGACGACAGUUGUCUUAUCCUUGGGGCGCGCUCUUAAUCUUGAUGGGGGAGCGCGAUAAGGGCAUGCUAUAUAAUGUGUAUCGUUAGGGACAGGGUGCAGGGGAUUUGUGAGGAGGAGUAAAUUGCUUUCGAGGAGGAUAAUACCCAGACUGGCCUCGAGCAGCGCAAGACAGACCUACCUAGUUAUGCUAUAUCACAUGUAUUCGUACUCAACCUAAGGUAGGCUAGCGACAUUAUACGGAUGCAAAGCUGAAAGCUUGUCGCCCUGUUCAUCUCACGUGUCCACGUGCCAACGCGGCAGCAAUCUUGUCGUCUGUGUCAUUCGU